Styela clava is the source of this 2160-nucleotide messenger RNA. Its product is annotated as mitotic spindle assembly checkpoint protein MAD1-like. The record is from RefSeq and is a predicted model, not a curated record. Gene Ontology annotation, cellular component: kinetochore; mitotic spindle; nuclear envelope. Gene Ontology annotation, biological process: mitotic spindle assembly checkpoint signaling; attachment of mitotic spindle microtubules to kinetochore. Lineage: Eukaryota; Metazoa; Chordata; Ascidiacea; Stolidobranchia; Styelidae.
UUUUUGUCCAAAUUACAAAAUAAAAUAUUUUGAGCGCAAUGGACGAACCAAUAACUCCUGACAAUACAAGAGUUGUCAGAAUAAUGGAUGAUUUCCACCAGUUCGUAAGAUCAGCAGAUCAACAACGUAGAGGAAUUCCUUUUAAUAUGAUUACUGAGGGGGAGACGCAUUCAUACGGAAAACGAUCAUUUUCAUCAUCUUCUGAGGCUUUAAAUCGAGCGAAAUUUGCGGAAAUGGAGAGUCGUCAUGUCUCGGAUGAACGAGCACAUAAAAUUGCCCGACUUGAUCUCGAAAGUCGCAAUGAAAAGCUGAUUUCUGAAAACAGACUUUUAAAAGAAAAAUGCGAUGGGUUGCAACUCAAAGUCAAACAAGUUACAAUGCAAGCGAUUACCGCACAAGACAAGUUUCAAGAAUUACGGAAUUCGCGCAUGAGAGAUAAAGAAAGUCUGGAAGAAAUGCUUAUAGAGUCACAAAAAGAUAAGGAAGCUUCAGAACGAGAUUUACAACUAAACAUUGACCAUUUACGGAAUUCUAACGAUGAGCUAAAACAGCGUAACACUCAUUUAUCCAUGCAGAAUAAUGCUUUGCGAGAAAAAUUAGAAGAAACUGCUGCUCUGUUGAACCAUAAAACAAGCAGGGUUCAAAAAUUGACUGAAGAUUUAAAAGAAUCUGGGAACAAUGAACCGAAGUUACGAGAAUAUCAACUGAAAAUACAGGAUCUCGAGUUGCGACUCUCACGAUCCAGUGAAGCGGAACAAAUGGCGAAAAUAUUGAAAGACGAUCUUGAACGCUUAAGAAUACUUGAAAUUGAAGUCGUUAAAUUAAGAGAAAGGAAUGAAAUUUAUAAAGAAAACGAGACAAAUGUACUUCUCAUGAAAGAAAAAUUAUUAUCUGCUGAAACAAAACUAUCUCACAAUGAAAAACUCAUCGAAAAAGCAGCUCUAACUGAGCUCGAAAAUAAAGAUCUAAUUGCACAAUUAAAUGAAGCAAAAAAGAAAGAAAUUUUACCUGUAACGGAUUUACUUGCUGAGGUGAAGAAAUUGCAACAAAAAGAAGCUGUGGCAGCAUGCGAUAAGGGACAAAUACAUGCAGAAUUGCUGACAUGUCGAAUAAAAUGUGAAGGAAUGCAGAACAAUAUUUCAAAUCUAGAAAAAACUAUCGAGGAAAAAAAUGAAGCCAAUCGCACAAAAGAUACACAAAUAAGACAUCUUCAGAAACGAGCAUUGCUUCUCACUGGUGAGCGAAACAGCUUACGUUCAAUUUUACAAUCGUAUGAUUCUGAGUUAUCAACAACCGCACACACCGAUCAACUUAUUUUACGAGCACAAAAUGCUGAGACUGCGAAUCAAAAAGUUCACACUCGACUUGUUGAUGUGGAAAAAGAAGCACUGAACAACGCUACACUUGCUUCUCAUUUAAAAGUUACGAUAAAAGAAAUGGAGAACAAUAUAAAGCAAUUAGAACGGAAAUUAGAAGAAGGCAGUGGUUCAAAAGCAGGUGAAAAAGAAAUGGAAAAUUUGCGUCAAAAAGUCGAAGAUUUAGAGAAAGAGCGUUCUCGUUUACAAAAAGAAAAAGAACAUUUAGAAUUAUGGGCAGAACAAAAUAAAAUGCGAGGGGAUUAUGAUCCAUCAAAAGUGAAAGUAUUCCAUCUUAAGAUGAAUCCAGCUGAUAUGGCACAUAAACAGAGUGCAUUAGAAGUUUCAAAAUUAAGAGCAAAAUGUCUAAAACUUGAAGAGAAGAUUCACAAACUGGAGUCGAAUCAGGAUGUAACAACGACGAAUAUUGAUGUGACGCAAGGAAAAGAUUUUCAAGAAAAGUUGGCGGCUUCUGAAUUGAAGAAUCAAAGACUGAAAGAAGUUUUUAGUAAAAGAAUUUUUGAAUUUCGACAAGCUUGUUAUACAUUGACUGGCUUCAGAAUUGAUUCUACUGCUGACAAUCAGUACAAGUUGGUAUCAAUGUACGCAGAAAAUGAAGAAGAUCAUCUCUUGUUCAAGUCUGAUUCUUCGGGGGUGAUGCAUCUCUUGGAAACAAACUUUUCAACAUCAUUGGACAAUUUAAUCAAGCUACAUUUACACCAUCAGAAUAGCAUUCCUAUGUUUCUCAGUAGUAUUACUGCAGACUUAUUCAGCCAACAAACUAUGGUCUAAUAAUCAUAUUACG